CCUGCUGAGCCAAUGGAACCAUUACAGAUUUUGUUUCCUAGGCUUGAUAUGCAGUUUAGAUGUCGGCUACGUCAUGCUGGUGGUAGACUGCUAGACAGAUGGGAGGAACAAGGCUCCGCGCAAAAUCUGAUGGUUAGCACCUAUCUUUAGAGUCGCACUAUAAGACCAAGAGGUUUUACUUAAUCUCGAGAACACGGCUUUGGAAAUGACCAAUUUGUCAAUAAUAGCCGGACAACCCUUCUGUGCAUCAUGCCCCGAGCAUCAACGACUCAACAGAUUCCACAGCACGAUUGGGAAAACCGCAAGAGCCGAAUUAUCGAGUUAUACGUGGAUCAAGAGCUAAAGCUUCGCGGCAAUGGCGGGGUCAUUGAGUUAAUGAAGAACGAAGGCUUCACCGCAACGAAAUCCCAAUACGAAACGCAACUGAAGAAAUGGAGCAUACGCAAGUAUUUCUCCUCGAAAGAACUGGAUGGAAUGGCUUCAGGGAUCCACGGGAGUCAAGAGGGUGCGCAGACACUUCCGCUACGCCUCUCAGGCAAAGUGAUGACGCCUUCCAAGAUUGAAAGAUCUCGUCGCUAUGCGCGUAGCAAGUAUAAAAAACCAAGAUUAGAUGCCGGCAACGAUGAGACGGCAGCUAUGAAUAACGCGACAACUCCUAUUUUGAACGGACCCGAGCACUCGACCUCCCAAGGCUUUCUAUCCGAAGCGUCCCAUGGGCUGACGAGCGGAAACAUGGGGAGAUCAUCCUCGGACGAAAUUCUUAAUUUCGAUUACGAUGCUGAUGCUCCACUACCCGAUGCUUUUGACGAUAUUCUGGAUAUGUCAACUCCUCAGCACCUAAACUCGUUUACCAUGGAUAUUACCCAUAUAAACGUGUCUGUUAGCUCCGAGACUUCAGGACAGGUCGGCAGUAGCUUCGGAUCCCCGAAAAGUAUGUCUCCUGUGGGCGAAUUAAAUCCUGUCGACUUUUCAUUUGGGGAUAUCAUAGAGUGUAUUAGCACGAACCAUGUUCGGCCAAUAGCAUGGAACUCCCAUGGCUCAACAGCGCUGUCACCUCCAUGCAUCUCUUCACCAGCCUUUCUGGUACCAGACGUGGCAAACACUAAACGGUACCCGAGGGAGCAAUGGAUAGGACAACUCCCAUCUGUUGAAGUUAGAAUUAGGUUCCUAAAAGAUGUUUUCAGCACCGCGUCCUCCCCGUCUCCGUAUAACACCAUGUCGAGUACUGCCCCCUAUCUCCUAGUUGCAGAAUUCUUAACCGACAUCACCCCGUCAGACCCGAAAACCAGCACGUUGCCGCAGCAGCAAGCCCUUAGAAAUCUUCUAUCAGAAGAAACACUUGUUGAAGAGGAGCAGAGCCAACUUGCCAUCCAAUCAAAAAACAAUGCAUUUGAGACUCGCUUCUACAGCAGGCUUCUAAUAUCUAUCAUGAAUGGAUUCGUAGGCCUCAAAAAUAUACCUAUGUCUGGUGUCCUGAGGUUUCUUAAUAGUCACCGCGGUGUACAGUCGUUUUUGAUACGAUUUCUGCGCUCCGGUUCGAGCUGCGCCGCUAAAUCACUCGCCGAGAAUACCUUUGUAAUGGCUCUAGAGGCUGACAAUGUCGAGGUCGUCAGACUACUACUGGAUUGUGGCCUAGUUGAUGUGAAUGAAGCUGUAUGCAUCGACAAUGGGAAAAGGUAUACGCCACUUGAAAAAGCCGCACGGUCACAAUCAUUCAAGAUUUGCAAGCUUCUCGUUAAUCGCAACUACGAUAUACAUAAGUCAUUCUCAUCGGGCUCACCAUUUAGUAAUCCGAGGGAGUUGAGUGCACCUGCGGAGCGCUUGAUUGAUAUGUCAUAUGAGUUGGAAACAUUGUUCUUGCCAGAUUCGCCGUCUAAUUAUGCGCUAUGUUAUCUUGUUCGGGGCUAUCGCAAUUAUCGAUCUACACUCGAUCAAAGCUUUUUAGAUCUAAUCAAUGCCUUCGUCAGAGCAGGUGCUACCAUACAAGCGGACCUUAUUGUGUACGCACUCGAAAUGUUUGUCGAUCCACGUCUGGCGGCGGCUCUCAUUCCCGUAUUCACCCUUCAGGUGUCUUUGGAACGCUUUCUGGAUUCAGACAUCCUAAAAAAGGCGGUAGUAAACUUAGAUCAGGAUACUUGGCACGCAAUUGGGCCAUUCAUAACACGUUGUCGAGAACUUUAUGACUCUCAAUGCCCAGAUCACUUUCGCGGGAUGUUCAUCGAUGCUUUGAAGAGCGCUGCACAACGCAACAAUGCAAGAAUGAUCAAACAACUACUUCCAUUCGUUUCCUCCCUCGAUGACGUACUUCAUACAGUUGCCAUGGAUGGAAAUCACGAAAUGGUCGACUUGAUCAUCGAAGAGAAAUCUAUUGUAGAAGUUCAGGCGGAAGAGGCUAGACUGAUCGCCGCUGUUGCAUCUGGAAAGCAAGAGCUCGUCCACUCUUUGGAAGAGAGACGAGUUCUUGACCGCCUUAAUAACAGCAAGCGAAUUGACUUGGCAGCUACAGCCCUCGAGGCGAGAAACCCUGAGUAUGCAGGCAAGGUAUUGGACAUGGAUACCAACGCUGACUCGGAUCAAUUGAACCCUCUCCUUAUGACCGCCAUCACUCACGACUUGGAUGAUAUCGCCUGGAAACUUUUGGUGGUUGGCGCCAAGUUUGAGUUCAAGCUUUAUUGUACUAUUUGGAAACCAUUCCCGCUAUACCUUGCUAUGAAAAAGAGGAAACUACGCCUCGUACAAUACAUGAUAGAAAGCGGGAUCCACCCCAGUACACUUACAGAGCGGGUCGAAGCGGGGAAGGAUAAAAACAAUAAUCCUCAGUAUUCAUCAGUUCUAGCUGCUGCUAUUGAAUGGGGCAACGAGUCGAUUUUGCAGGAUAUUCUAGGGACAUGUUCUCAUCAUCUAUCCAUUAACUACCGCGACCCAACUCUAAAGCUUGCCCUCGAGAAAGGACGCCAAGAUCUAUUCUGGAGAAUUCUGAAGUUGGGUCAUGGAAACAAGGAAACCUUAAGCCGGGCCCUAUGUCUUGCAGUAGAGCGUGAAGAUGUCUCGUUGCUUCGCGACUUGUUUGCUUUUGGUGUAGACCCAGCCGAUACGUACGCACUCGAAAAGGCAGCGGAAGGGCAUCCCUCCAUGAUCGAACCACUUGUGAAGAGAUUUCGCGAAGUCUACCCACAAGGACAACCACUUUACAUCUCUAGGGCAAUGUUGACUGCAUUGGGGCCACUCUUAGCAGCUCUGAAAAGCCUAGACAAUCUUCUAGCCUUUAAAGUAGCCAGUUUUGACUUCGAUUCAUCUAGGUUCUAUAGGAAAUCUGCAUUUGGAGAGGCAAUUAACCCCGACGACGAAGCGUUAAGAGGUAAUCGCAUUCAAAUAGUUAAGAGGCUACUUGAUGCUGGUGCCGAUGCGAAUGGCAUUGUAUCAAUGGAACUCUCCAGGAUAUUUAAUUACAAGCAAAGUGCUAUUCUAGACGCCAUCGAAACAAAGAACGUAGAGGUUGUCCAGCUUCUCCUUCGGUAUGGAGCUAGAGUCAACGAACCAGCCCGCCAAGGGCUAAUACGGACCCCACUCCAAAAGGCUGCGGAGAUGGGCAGUCUCGAAAUCGUUCAUCUAUUACUUGGACAAAAGGCUGAAGUUAAUGCGGCACCUGCGCUUAAUAAUGGCGCUACUGCACUACAACUGGCAGCUAUCUCAGGUAACUGUACCAUCGCGGCUUUACUCAUUGAGCGUGGGGCUAACUUCGAUAUCCCACCUUCGCGAGAUAAAUAUGGGCGCUGGCCCUUAGAAGGUGCCGCUGAGAAUGGCCGUCUCGAUAUGAUACAACUCCUAUGGAACGCCAAUCGUGGUAGUUUUGACGACAAGCAAUGCCAGAAAGCCAUGCGCCUUGCGGAAGAUUGGGGGCAUUUUGGCUGCCGGGAUAAAAUACUUGAGUUGAUGGCUACUCGAAUGGCUGCCCAACCUACCAUUGAUCAAUUCCCUGGGGGCACAGAAGACAUCGAUCUAAAUACCUUCCUCGAUAUUCCGUGGGAAGGACAAGAUGUGGAGAUGACAUGAAAUUAUUGGGGCGAGCCGAUGACAGCGGUAUAAACACCAGCCCCGCACCUACGAGAUCAAUAGAUAGUUUCGCGAUGCACAGGUGGUUAUUUGGGUCUGUAUUUUUCUUAUCUGUUAUUGACGUUCAUGAGGUUUCUUAGCAUUUCAUACCAUAACACCAGAAACAG
Hypoxylon trugodes is the source of this 4220-nucleotide messenger RNA. RefSeq names its product ankyrin. The transcript is spliced from 4 exons. Lineage: Eukaryota; Fungi; Ascomycota; Sordariomycetes; Xylariales; Hypoxylaceae. The record is from RefSeq and is a predicted model, not a curated record. Gene Ontology annotation, molecular function: protein binding. Bases 250 to 4053 code for a protein of 1267 amino acids.